Anguilla anguilla (European eel) is the source of this 3828-nucleotide messenger RNA. Its product is annotated as huntingtin-interacting protein 1-like. NCBI's taxonomy places the organism in Eukaryota, Metazoa, Chordata, Actinopteri, Anguilliformes, Anguillidae. The coding region runs from base 739 to 3828 and encodes 1029 amino acids. Gene Ontology annotation, molecular function: phosphatidylinositol-3,5-bisphosphate binding; clathrin light chain binding; actin filament binding. Gene Ontology annotation, cellular component: clathrin-coated vesicle; actin cortical patch; extrinsic component of postsynaptic membrane. The transcript has 31 exons. Gene Ontology annotation, biological process: actin filament organization; clathrin coat assembly; endocytosis. The record is from RefSeq and is a predicted model, not a curated record.
UUUAAAGAGCCGAGCCUCGUCUGGGUUACUUGCAUGCUGAAUAUUAUGUUUUAAGGAUUGAGUGCGUGGAUAGCUGGUAGUAACUCAACUCUUAACCGAUAACAUUUGGUUCCCACUGAAAUGUGAGAAACAGAUGUUAAGAGUUUAAUUGACACUGUUAGAGUUGAUUUAACACUGGACAGUUGUUUUUUUGUACAGCGCGAUUUACAAACUUUACUUUAGAAACUUCGCAGUCUGCUUCACCGUGGUUGUUUCUGUUAAUGUGUUUGAAAAUGUGCAUAUCGCUUACUUUCAGAUUGACGCUUCAUAGGGUCUUGUUGGCUACUAGUUUGUCUCCUACCAGCUUGCUACAUCGCCACAGAGAGGGAAAGAAAGACAGUCGUGGGUGAUCAUGAUCUACAUCUUACCGCCUGACUUUUUAGAAGCGAAAGUAUGUGUUCGGGGGUAUUGAUGCUAUAAAAUCCGCGGCGAAUGCACCCCCCAUCUCACUCGCUGCCAGUGUUAGUUUGAUGGAGGGACGGAGGAAAGAGAAAGACUCGUGAGGGGAGGGAGCGCGAGGAUUCUAUCUGACACCAAUUUGGGACACAUGUUGCGUUAAAGGACCACCUCCUCCCUUCGCUCUACACAAAGCGGACUUUAGUUGUUCUUUCACGUUUCUUUCUUUCUCGGAGUAGCCAUCUGGCUCGCCACUUGUGUCGUUUUUUGUCUUUUGAGUUUUUGAAAUUUGGUAACGGCAGUAUGGAUCUGAGUAAAAUGGCGGUGAGCAUCAACAAGGCCAUCAACACCCAAGAGCUCGCCGUCAAAGAGAAGCACGCCCGGACUUGUAUCCUGGGAACGCACCAUGAGAAAGGUGGCCACGCCUUCUGGGCGGCGGCCAAUCGGCUGCCACUCUCCAGUAACGCCGUGCUGUGCUGGAAGUUCUGCCACGUCUUCCACAAGCUGCUCCGGGACGGGCACCCCAACGUCAUAACGGACUCCAUGAGAAACAAAGCAGACCUGAGCGACCUGAGCAGGAUGUGGGGUCACCUCAGCGAAGGUUAUGGGGCACAGUGCAGCAUCUACCUCAAGCUCCUCGUCACCAAAAUGGAGUUCCACGUGAAAAACCCCCGUUUCCCAGGCAACCUGCAGAUGACAGACAGACAGCUCGACGAAACGGGAGAGAACGAUGUCAACAACUUUUUCCAGAUGACCGUGGAGAUGUUUGACUACCUGGAGUGUGAGCUCAACCUCUUCCUGGCGGUGUUCAGCUCUCUGGACAUGUCGCGCUCUGUUUCGGUGACGGGGGCUGGACAGUGUCGGCUGGCCCCUCUGAUCCAGGUGAUCCUGGACUGCAGCCACCUGUACGACUACACCGUGAAACUGCUGUUCAAACUGCACUCCUGUCUUCCUGCAGACACCCUGGAGGGUCACAGGGACCGCUUCUUGGAGCAGUUUAAAAAGCUGAAGAGUCUGUUCUAUCGCUCCAGCAACCUGCAGUACUUCAAGAGACUCAUCCAGAUCCCCCAACUUCCUGAGAACCCCCCAAAUUUCCUGCGGGCAUCAGCGCUCUCCGAGCACAUCAGCCCCGUGGUGGUGAUACCCCUGGAGGAGUCCUCACCUGAGACUGAGCACCUGGAGGAGCCCUCACCUGAGACUGAGCACCUGGUGGAGACCGGGGACCUGGUGGACAUGGACAUACCCCCUGCACAACAGGGCUCAACGGAGAACCGAUUUGACGAUGUCUUUGGGACGUCCUCCUCCAGGGACCCCUUCAACUUCAACGGUCAGAACGGAACGCGCAAGGAGGACAAAGACCGUCUGAUCGAGCAGCUCACCCAGGAGCUGCAGGUGCUUAAGGAGGAGCUGGAGACCUUCAGGGUGGAGAGUGGCCGGCUGCGCCAGGCGCUGCAGGGGCGGGUCAGCGAGCUGGAGGCGGAGCUAGCGGAGCAGAGGCACCUGAAGCAGCAGGCGCUGGGCGAGAGCGAGUUCCUGCGGGCGGAGCUGGAGGACCUGCGCCGCGUGAAGGAGGACACGGAGAAGGAGCAGCGCAGCGUCAGCCAGAUCGAGAGGAAAGCCCAGGCUAAUGAGCAGCGCUACACGAAGUUGAAGGAGAAGUACAGCGAGCUGGUGCAGAGUCACGCAGACCUGCUGAGGAAGAACGCGGAGGUGACUCGGCAGGUGACGUUGGUGCAGGUGGCGCAGGAUGAGGUGGAGGGGGCACGGAGGGAGAUGCAGGAGAAGGUGAAGGCCGCGCUGCUGGAAGCCCAGCGACAGGAGAGGGAGCAGCUGCAGCAGACUCAGGCCCUGCACACAGACCUCCUGAGCAGCAGGGUGGCGCUAGACACACUGAGGGACAACAUGGCCGCCUCACAGCAGUCGAGGGAGGAGUUGAGCUCCAGGCUCUCAGCCCUGGAGAUGGAGAGGGCGGGGCUAGCGGGGGCAGUGGCUCAGAAGGAGGCGGAGCUUGUGGGGCUGGGGGAGGAGCUGGAGGGAGCUCGCAGCAGAUUGGCCCGUGAGCGUGAGACUGCAGCGAAGGCCGCGGAGACCCUACAGAACCAGCUGAGCGCCAAGGAGAGCCGGGAACUGGCCCUGGAGAAGCAGCUGGUGGCAGCGCCAUGGACGGCUCUCCAGGGGGCGCUACAGGAGGCGGAGGGCAUUGUGCAGGACUCUCUGUCCCGGCUGGACGACCCAGCGCACCUCGGCUGCACCGGCUCAGCAGAUUACCUGGUAUCCCGGACCCAGGCUGCCCUCGACUGUGUGGAUGAGCUACAGGCUGCCAGGGCCCAGUACCUGUCUGACCAAACAGGUGUGUCACAGAUGCUUCAGUGGGUCGCCAGGUUUGCCCACCUGGUUGGCGACACCAUGGUGCAGGGCAGCGCCAGCUCACACCUGGCACCUGCGGACCAGGCGGACGCGCUGGCGGACGGUGUGCGGGUGUGUGGUACCGAGUCGCUGGUGCUGCUCAGGCAGCUGAAGGAGCAGGAGACUCUGGGCGUGGCCGACGGUCAGAAUCUGACCGCGGCGCUGAACCGCGUCAGGACCACAGCGGAGAAGCUGAGGCCGCGGGGGCUGGAGCUUCAGGGGGAGCUGGAGCUGGGUGAUCUAGUGGAGCAGGAGAUGGCCGCCACCUCCGCCGCCGUGGAAACUGCAGCUGCUCGGAUAGAGGAGAUGCUGAGCAAGUCUCGAGCUGUCGACACAGGGGUGAAGAUGGAGGUCAACGAAAGGAUCCUGGCGUCCUGUACUGAGCUAAUGCAGGCCAUCACAGAGCUGGUUCUGUCCUCCAAACACCUGCAGAGGGACAUAGUGGAGGGUGGGAGGGGGGCAGCGUCAGUUAAGGAGUUCUACGCCAAGAAUUCCCGCUGGACGGAGGGCCUGAUCUCGGCCUCUAAAGCAGUGGGCUGUGGCGCCACGGUGAUGGUCGAUGCGGCUGACCUGGUGGUUCGGGGUCAGGGGAAGUUUGAGGAGCUGAUGGUGUGUUCUCAUGAGAUCGCUGCCAGCACAGCACAGCUGGUGGCUGCUUCCAAGGUGAAGGCGGAGAAGGACAGCCCCAACCUGACCCGCCUGCAGCAGGCCUCCCGCUGGGUUACCCAGGCAACCGCCGGGGUUGUGGCCUCCACCAAAUCUGGGAAGUCUCAGAUUGAGGAGACAGACACCAUGGACUUCUCCAGCAUGACUCUCACUCAGAUUAAAAGGCAGGAGAUGGACUCACAGGUGCAGGUGCUGCAGGUGGAGGCUCUGUUGCAGAGGGAGAGAGAGAGACUCAGGGAGCUGAGAAAGAAGCACUAUGAGCUGGCCGGCGUGGCAGAGGGCUGGGAGGAGGAGGAGGAGGAGGAGGAGGGUACAGGCUGA